Messenger RNA from Sycon ciliatum, 9922 nucleotides. RefSeq lists its product as uncharacterized. Lineage: Eukaryota; Metazoa; Porifera; Calcarea; Leucosolenida; Sycettidae. The coding region runs from base 4797 to 9335 and encodes 1512 amino acids. The transcript is spliced from 16 exons. The record is from RefSeq and is a predicted model, not a curated record. Gene Ontology annotation, molecular function: GTPase activator activity; protein binding.
ACCCCGAGCGUGUGUGACAAUCCAGAGUUGGCACCGUUGCCAGUGCCAAGUGAGCGCGUGCUUCUUGCCAGAGUGGGCAUCAUGACACGAAUAGGCAACGGUAAUUUUGGUCUAUUUGAACUGGAAAGCUCUCCGAGCCAGAUCGGCUUUCCUUGGCUCUGGUUUUCGUUUUGUAGCCUAUUUUGGCUGGGAGCAGGGAGUCGACUCCCUCGUUGCGGGCGCUAGAGCGGGGAGAAACAAUCUCAACUUGCCUGGAAUAGUUCCGAUCGAACUCCAUACCCUAUUGGGCAUCGUUCGCAUUCGGAAAAAGAGGCUAUUGUGUUGAGUCUCUUAGGAUUCGCUUUCCUUCAACAAGAACCGUACAUUAGGUCAGUACUAAGAGUAGCUGGCUGUCGCGACAGUCAAUUAUUAUUCGUGAAUUUUCUCCGUUGACGAAGACCCUGUGGACUAGGUUAGGCUCUUUACCGGCAGCCGCCCCCACACGGGUGGUGCAGUCGUUGCUCUUCAAACCAGUUGUCCGGCUCUCGAUGUCCGAUUGUUACUGGUGCAUACCGCGUAUCGCUGGCUUCGUGACCCGGCUUAGAGCACUCAGUGCCAGGAACAGGUAUUUCGUUCGCUAUUCGCCGUUUCGUAACAUCGGAACAAGUGUAGUUCACUGGUCGAAGGUCGCCAGCUAAGCACCCCAUACGUUUGGUGGUCGUUUCAAUCAUCUUGAUACCAAGUCAGUUGUUUGCCUUGCGACCAGAGUGAAACGGAACGCAGCUUCGUUGGCUACCCAUCCAGGUGAGACAACUCUUCGUCACGGCCCGGUCGUGGAUUCAGCCCUCUAUCUCGAUCCGGAACAAGUGCAAGGGGUGAGGAGAGGACGUGAGAGCGACACGCACGUUUAGUGGUGUCUGGUGACGACGCAAAGGCAUCAUCCACACUCGCCACGCCACACCGCUCAGCAAGUACAGACCGGGACUUGGUCACCUGUUGAAAGAGAUCCUUGCUUGAAAGCUGCGGUUAGCUGAAGUGGAUUCAUCGAAUCAUCGGCGAUCUCUCCCAAUAGCUGUGCUUGCUAUUCAUCAAGAUACUCAGUUACUUGUAGAAAGCGUUCCCUGGCGGAAAGCUGCGGUUAGCUGGUGUGGAUUUCAUCAAAUCAUCUCCAAUCUACGCUGAUAUCACCGUUCACUAAGAGAAUCGGUGUCUUGUUGAAAGAGAACCUCGCAGGAUAGCUGCUGUUAGAUGGUGUGGAUUUCAUCGCAUCAUCAUCGAUAUCUGCCAGUAUCUGUGUUCACGUUUCAUCAAGAGAAGGGGCCAAGGCGAGAGGUAGAAUUCGCAGGACAGCUGUCAGAUUUUGGAGCGUGGUCUUCACAAGCAUCGAAGUUCACGAUCGAUAUCACAUACUCCUAUUCAACAAGAGAAGCGACCAAGGAGAGAGGUAGAAUUCGCACGAAGGCGAUCAAUUUCCAGAGUGUGGUCUUCACAGGCCUCGUAUUUUUCGGUCAAUAUCACAGACUCCAAUUUAACAACGAAAUUGGUCACUCGUUGAAGGAGUUUCUUCCAGUAAACCUGGGGUUAGCAGGAGUGGAUUCAUCUAACCUUUGGCGAUCUCUGCCGAUAUCUGUGCUCGCUAUUCAUUAAGAGAAGCCGCCAAGGCGAGACGUAGAAUUCGCACGGAAGCUGUAAAUUUUCAGAAGGUGGUCUUCACAGGCAUCGUAUUUCACGGUCGAUAUCACAGACGCCUAUUCAACAAGAGAAACGGCCAAGGCGAAAGGUGGAAUUCGCACGAAAGCGUGGUCUUCAUAGGCAUCGUAGUUCACGGUCAGCAUUACUGAUUCCUAUUCAACAAGAGAAGAGGCCAAGGCAAGAGGUAGAAUUCGCACGGAAGUUGUCAAUUUUCGGAGCGUGGUCUUUACAGGCAUCGAGUUUCACGGUCGAUUUCACAGACCCCUUUUCAACAAGAGAAGAGGCUAAGACGAGAGGUAGAAGUCGCACAGAAGCUGUCAAUUUUUGGAGUGUGGUCUUCGCAGGCAUCGUAUUUCACGGUCGAUAUCACAGAUCCCUAUUCAACAAGCCUGGCCAGAGUUCCACUACAAAAAGCAGCAAAACAGCUCCCACAUUGACUAGCAGUGCUGGAACCGAACAGGUUGUAGCAAUACUGGAGUGUUUCCAUCAACAGCACGGCACUAUCAACUAUUUGGCAUUUGUUUUCAGGGUAAGGGUCAUCUGCUAUCCAACAUUGAAGUAACUGUUUGAUAUCAACAACAACGUUCACUGGAACAGGAAUUGUCAUCUACAGAUACCACCACGACUUGAAUUUUCAUCUACCGAUACUACCACUGCCUGGAAUUGUCAGCUACCACUGCUGCAAUUGACCGUAUCUGUUAUCUACCACUGAAACAAUUAACUGCAGCUGUCAUCUACCACUGGUACAAUUAACUUCAGCUGUCAUCUACCACUGCUGGAAUUAACUGCAGCUGUUAUCUACCACUGAUACAAUUAACUGCAGCUGUCAUCUACCACUGACACAAUUAACUGCAGCUGUCAUCUACCACUGCUGGAAUUAACUGCAGCUGUCAUCUACCACUGAUACAAUUAACUGCAGCUGUCAUCUACCACUGCUACAAUUAACUGCAGCCAUCAUCUACCACUGCUGGAAUUAACUGCAGCUGUCAUCUACCACUGACACACUUAACUCCAGCUGUCAUCUACCACUGCUGGAAUUAACUGCAGCUGUCAUCUACCAUUGACACAAUUAACUGCAGCUGUCAUCUACCACUGAUACAAUUAACUGCAGCUGUCAUCAACCACUAAUAGUUGCAGCUGUCAUCUGCCACUGAUACAAUUAACUGCAGCUGUCAUUUACCACUGACACCAUUAACUGCAGCUGUCAUCAACCACUGCAGGAAUUAACUGCAGCUGUCAUCUACCACUGAUACAAUUAACUGCAGCUGUCAUCUACCACUGCUACAAUUAACUGCAGCUGUCAUCAACCACUGCAGGAAUUAACUGCAGCUGUCAUCUACCACUGAUACAAUUAACUGCAGCUGUCAUCUACCACUGAUACAAUUAACUGCAGCUGUCAUCUACCACUGCAGGAAUUAACUGCAGCUGUCAUCUACCAACUGAUACAAUUAACUGCAGCUGUCAUCUACCACUGCAGGAAUUAACUGCAGCUGUCAUCUACCAACUGACACAAUUAACUGCAGCUGUCAUCUACCACUGAUACAAUUAAUUGCAGCCGUCAUCUGCCACUGCUGGAUUUAACUGCAGCUGUCAUCUACCACUGACGCAUAAUACUGCAGCUGUCAUCUACCACUGACACAAUUAGCUGCAGCUGUCAUCUACCACUGAUACAAUUAACUGCAGCUGUCAUCUACAACUUCUACAGUUGACUGGAAUUGUAACCACUAUUACCAUUGACUGGCACUGGUAUUUACUACUGCUAUCACUGGAAAUUCUGCGACUCAUCAGGAAAGCAAUCAAAGUUUACAUUGUGUGAGGGUUGCUGGCUUGCCUUGUUGUCUCUUGGCAUUUGCACCUGUGUUCUCUACAUCAAAGGAAACACGUGGACUCAAGGGGUUUCUGUCCAAAAGAAAGGAAACUGUCGACACUCACUUCAGAGAGUCACUGGUCAGCAGCUGUCCACAAAAGAGACUUCCUCAGCGGAGCAAUAAUUAUUAUACUCUGGCAUUCCACUUUGUCAAUAGGUCUGAAAUCUGAAGUUGACUUGUAGUCGUAACACAAUCCAGCAUAUCCAGCCAGCAACACAAAGCCGGAACCGGAUAUCCAGGGUCAUAUACACCCUGUCCUGUGCUGCUAACACUCUACACCGUAAUACAUUACUCAUGGUGUUCAUCUGGUUGUCAUAGUAACCUGGAUUUCAACAACAUUUCUACAGGAUUUACUAGAGGAUUUGUUAAGUAGCCAGAUCUCAAUCUCCACCACUGUAUUGGAUUGAUAUUACAGUGGUGACUAUCACAGACAUCCGCCUAAUAACAGACCCACUCGGGUAUCAAGUCAUCAUAUCAACCUAUCAACCAUCAAAGAUUUAUCGCAGUUCAUCUCAACUACAGCACGUUCAACAAAGUACCUACAUCAGUACGCUCUCCGUUCCCAUCAAGUACACCGCCUCUGCUUCAAAGUUGUCUACUUGUGUUUGGUCUUGACCUGGCUAAGUCAACACCACAACUACAAGUACAACUUGAGAGUUUUCUGCAGAGACUAGGGGAAACUUGGCAGAACAACACUAUUGUCUUUUGCUCAAGACACCAAGGCUAGCUGUGUGGUAGCUUCACCCUUUACAUAGCCAAGGACACUCAACACAGCCAGAACAAGAUCUGGUGACGUCAUCAAAACAUUCUCUCUGCUACUCCACUCACAGAUCAAUACUGUGGUACAGGUGACUCGCUGAACGUGCAAAUUCCUCAGCUGACCGUGGCUAUCGACACUUGAUAUAUCAUUGCUGCUGCAACAUCUGUUCUACCCUCACAUCAGCUGCAUUCUCACUACAACCCUAUACUGUUAUUGAUUCUGAGCUGUUGACCUGAUCUCUGCCUAUACAACUUGACUCCGUGAAAACAGAAAACAUCACUCAGGGAGUGUAUCCUCGGCCAUAGACACGUUUGCGAGGUGAAACUACCAACGUCAUUGCCUUAUCAUCGCCACUAUCAUCUCCACUAUCAUCAACAUUAUCGCAGGGAAGCACACUGACCAGCAAUUGUCCGGGUAGUCAAUCAGCUUCACCUCAGGACACCAAUUGCGGUCCAAGUCACCAACAGUCUUUGUGUUGAUCAAACGUAGCCUUCACCAUGAAGACCAUCGAAGCACUGGCAUUCAAGGACCUCGAGAGCAUGCUAUGUGAGGACCUUCAACAUUCUGUCCACGACAUCAUGGAUCGGCUUGUAAGCAACAGCUUUAUCCCAAGCUACAGUCGUGAGUUUGCAAAAAUCACGCAUCAAAAAUCGACUGGCCAUGAACAGAUCAAUUUGCUAAUUGGCUACCUUCUGACUGUGCCAGGUCAGAAAGGAAAGAAGGUGUUUGUAAUGUUUUGCAAUAUUCUACGUCAGAUCAACUUUGGGCAGCUUGCCAAGAAGCUGGAGAGCAGGGCAGAAAUGUACGAUCAAAGAAAUUUGUCCAGCCAAUCCAAUGGUGACAUGGAGUUCCACGGAUGGGAGUGUAAACGCUCUGCUCCAUUCCUAACAGAAACCUUCCCAUCGCCAUCUACUGGAUUACAACAAGCAGCCACCAAUGCAGCCACUGCCAGUGUACAGAAGAGCCAAACAACAACUCAACCACAACAACAACAACAACCGCAGGCUGAUGUUGAACCAUUGCUAGCACACUACCGUAAGCGUCUUCUUCAACUUUGUCGAAUCGAAAGCAAGCGGACUGCUCUACCAGGAAUUGGUACCCGGCGUGAAGGACAGACAGAUGUUCGCAGUUUCUACACUAGCGUGCAGGCCUUGACACUGGAACAAGCUGAACAACAACUGAACGAAAAGGGUGGGAAAACAGAAAGAUGCAGCAUGACAACGAGAUCAAUACCAAUACGUCGAGCAUCACAACUUCUGCAACGUAAGCUAGGUGAACAUGUGCCGUCACGUUAUGAUAACGACCGCAGAUCACUUGUUGAAAGCAGCAUGCUUGUUUCUCCAGCUGGCAGUGGGAAAAGCACAGUGUGUAAGAUGCUUUUAUCCGACCACUACCAUAACAACACUGACAGCAGCAGCAACAGCAACAGCAGCAGCAAAAGCAGCAGCAGCAACAGCAGCAGCAACAGCAGCAGCAGCAACAACAGCAGCAGCAGCAGCAACAGCAGCAGCAACAACAGCAACAGCAGCAAUAGCAGCAGCAGUGCUGUACCUUCUUGCAGUGCUGUUGACAGCGGUACAUGCACCAGUGCUACUGAUCCUGAUUCCACACGCCAAGCUAACACUACAAUCAGCAAGGAUGUAACUGCUGCCAACAGUGGUAACGCCUCAACCAUGACAGACAGUCUUAGCACCUCUUCCAACACAACCAGCAGCAGCACCGUCACUAUCACCAGCAGCAGCACCAGCAGCAGCACCAGCAGCACCAGCAGCGGCAGCACCAGCAGCAGUACAUGUGGUAGCAGCAACGAAAACGGUGCAAAGGGCAAAAAUGAGGAUGGAAAAAGUAGUGGAAGCAGAGAUGGGGCCAACAGUGAAAAAAGCCGUGAGAGCAGCACUGAGAGCAGCGGUGGGAGAAGUCGGAGACAACAUGCCGAAGAGGAGAGGGAGUUUAGAAGAGAUGCAGUGCUCUCCAAUUUCAACUAUGUAAUACAUCUACCUUGCCGUGAUGUGGAUAGAGUCUGCAGUUACAAUUGGUCUACUCUACUUGGCCUGGAUGAGCAAUGUCUGCAUCUAGACACACACCAGCAAGACCAAAUGAUCGAGUACCUAGAGGAUCAAUCACAACAAGUCCUGUUCAUUGUCGAUGGAUUGGACGAAAUUGGCAAAGAUGUGCUCGAGGAACGAUCAGCUCUCUCAUCUCUCGUCCAUCGUGAACGGUUUGCUGACUCCCGAAUCUUGUUGACAAGCCGUCCUUGUCAGCUAGCAUCCACGCUUGCUAAAGAAUGUGAAGAACACUAUUGGCUGGCUGGGUUCAAUGAUCAUCAACUCGAACGCUACUGCCUUCGUAAUCUUGGUGAAGAUCUUGGCCAAUCUUGUUGGGACGAGCUAUGCGAGGUUAGCUUGGGGCACGUCAAGGAAGCACUGAAGUCCUCCCCAUUGCUAUGUGCAAUGCUCUGUGAGCUCUACCGAAGUCGUCAGAAUGUACCGAGGUGUGCAACCAUGAUGUACUCCGGCUUCGUCAAGCAAGCUGCAAACCUUCGUGGCUGGCAGUUGCAAGAUAAUGGAGUCAGCCUUGAGAGCCCCACACUGAGUAACAGCUUGGCUUGUGCCACAACAACAGAGGAGGACCAAGAGGAACACUCUGCUCCACUGUGGACAACUCAUAGCAGUCAACCUCAUCACUGUGUACCAGCAUCAACUGAUACAGCCCACACCGCAGCUGUCAGUGGAGAUACUGUACUAAUACAACGUAGCAGUGAUACGGAGCAAUCACAUCAAUGUAUGAGCAAACGUGCACAGAACGAGCUUGGUCGUGUAGCUCUCAUGUCCUUGAAUAGAAAGCAAGUACUGAUUCCUACAAGCGCCUUGUCCAGUGAGUGCAUUAAUGCAGCUUGCUCUAUUGGUCUCCUUGUUGAGAGUAACACAGGUAUUGGCAAUGUACUACGUUCACAGGCAAAACCAUGUGUCUACUUCGUACACUACUCACUACAGGAGUACUUUGCAGCACAGUACUUGUGUGCAGAUCCUGAGCAUGCUCAAGCGGUGAGAGAAUGUGCACGAGAUGGUUAUGGUGUUGGUGAGGAGGCAGCACCAUUCUGGGCAUUUGUUUGUGGUUCUGCAACUAGCAAGCAAAUAGCGGAGAUCAUCAGUAUACUAAAAUCAGCAAUGUUAGAACAUGGCCGGACUGUUGCCAACGCUACUCGUUCUCUCCUGUCCUACUUCAUGGAGCAUGUCAACACCAGACCAACCCUCACAGAACAAGCAAUGUUUGGUUCUGGCGCGCCUGAGGAGACCAGUUACCUCUCCAAGGCAGUGGACAGCAUUGCUGCUGAUGGACUAAGACUGGAUCACAUCCAACUUGUAAUGAGUGAUAUACUGGCACAACAGUGUGUACAUGAUCAUGCAACUACUAUCAAGCUACUGAAUCUCACAAGUUGCAACCUCACAGCAGAGACGUGCAACAUACUCACACUGUCCAAGGCUGAAGAGCUACAACUGGGGGUGAAUCCAUGCAGUGCCAGUCUGGUGGAAAUGGCAGCAAGAUCUCUAUCUUGUCCAGGCAGCAAAGUGAGAAACCUUUGGCUUCGCGUGUGUAAUCUAUCUUCAUGUAGCUAUCCAGGUCUGCUGGCAUGUAUGCAGGCUAAGAAUCUCCAAAAAUUAUGGAUAUCUUCCAAUAAGGGACUUGGAAAUGGCUUUCUGGAGUAUCUACAACGGACACUCUACAGUGAGUGUCAGCUUACAUACCUUGAUCUGGAACAUGUUGGUCUGACAGCUGGUUGUGGAAGUCAAUUGGCUGCACUCAUCACCAAACUGCCACAGCUUCAGCGACUGGAUAUGAGCUGCAAUAACCUCAGCAACUCAGACAUUGAACAAGUUCUGGGUGCUUUGAAUACCAAUGUCGUUGAGGUAGUCUGGGUCAAGGGCAAUGACCUGGAUGAUGGUAUCGUUCCAGCUAUCUGUGAGUUCUAUCAGAGAAAGAACGGAAAGCAGCAGCAGCAGCAGCAUUCAUCAACUAGCACCUCUCAAGCAGUUCAGAAUGGCCACACAUGUCAACUUCAGUUACAAGGCUGUAAUGUGACCAGAGAAGGUCUGGAAACCAUAGCAACCGCACAGUGCUUAUCCCAUGGUGAUGUGGUGGUCACUGGUCUCCACUUUGUGAACAGUGAUGGUGUACGAGAGCGGGAUCUGCGGCAAAAGUUGCUCAAGUCCAGUGCCAAUCUCUACAUGGAAUAUAUUGGUGAUACUGGCGCACAGCAGAUUGCUCCAGCUAUUGGCUAUAAUGGCAGCGAUCACUAUAUGUACUACAUAGCCCAUCAAACCAUCCAGAAAGUCAUCCCAGUCAUGGCUGUCAACACAACUAUGGAGAUACUAGAUCUCCGGUACUGCAACAUAACCAACACUGGUGCAGAGAUGCUUGCCGAGCAAGGUCUGGCACACAACAACACACUCCGAGUGGUCUACUUAUCGUGCAACAACAUUGGACUGCGUGGAUUGUGCUCAGUACUCAGAGCAUGUCGUCAACGCACUGCAUCAUCUCCACUGGCAUUGGAUAUGUCAGAUAACAACAUCUUUCCUACAUAUCAACAACUGCCACCGCUCCAACAACCACAACAGCAGCAGCAAGUUGAUGUUAUCCGUCCAGUAACGAGUCUACUGUCACAGUUCAAAGGGAUUGUUUAUCUCGCACUUUCAGGCACAGGACUGGAUGAUGACACUGGAGCUGAGUUCAUCACAUCUCUACGCAGUAAUCAGUCUAUCAAGUUGCUCACACUUGGCCGUAAUGCCUUGAGUGAUCGCAGCGCUGGUGCACUGUGUGUUGCUAUGGAGACCAACACCACACUGAAGACCAUCUCACUGUACGAGAACAACGUGACCGAUGAUGAAGUGAAGCAGCUCAUCAGCUCACCUGGUGUACAGCGUAUGCAUGCUGUAGCAUUGGGUGACAAUCCAUGUCAGGCAGAGCAGCUCAGAAUGCCGCUGUUUGAUGGCGGGAUCUCAUAUAGCCCAAGUAGUCUUCUGGAACUCAUAAAGUGACCUAAUUGGACAGCUGGAGCAAUAUGACAGUGAGUGUUUUCAGUCGCGUGAUCAAUAUUCUGCUGGCCAUAGACUCUUCCUGUUUGCUAUUCUCAUAAUGACCAUUUCAUGGAGCAGCCUUGAAACUGUAAACAGCUGCUACACUUGAAUAGACGGAAUGCAUGAUAGUACCCGUAGUGUUUGAGUUACCUGAGAGAGACAACUACAGUUGAAAUCUAUACUUUUUCUCAUAUCAGCAAUGUUUAGUGAGAGCUACCAUAGUUGGUUUAGAUCACUUGUCAGACAUUUCUUCAGUACGAUCUUCACAACACACACUUCAUUCCCAAAACAUGUAGAGAUCACAGUGCAAGAAGCAACAUAUCCAACAGCAUCAUUGUUUUUCCCACCAGUAAUUCUGUGUAGUCGUGUAAUGGAACGUACACAGCAACUCCACUGUAACCAUGGUGACAGCUAUGUUACAGAAUAUCCACUCACAGAGCAUGGAUAGUGUUGUCCUUUUCUUACACCCUUCCUCCCCUUACAUUUCCAUCAUUGAAUUAUGCUAGUUUUGGAUGAAUUCUCUAAAAGAAGAUCAUGCUUCUAGAGGU